AUUCGAUGCUAACACUUUAGAUUAUUAGACUAUGCUACUUUAAAUAUGUACAUUCCUUUUUGCGGCGUUCAAUGUGUUUGCGUUACAUUUUCAACUCUACGGAUAGUUUGUUUUAUGUUGCACUAAAUAAGAAAUGUUUAUGUGCUCUCUAGGCAACAGCUGGUAGAUACAGUGCGUGUAGGCUGAUCUACAAGAAUAAAUAAUUAUAGAUAAGAGCGAUUUUUAUUUGUCAAAGCUGUCAAUAAUCGAUUAUCAUGUCACAAGAAUCAGACCCUCGAUGUUUAGGCUAUUGGAAAGGAUCAUCAAGAUCACCGUGCACUUUCAACACCCUGUGAAGUUCAUUAUAAAUUAUUUCAUGAAUAAACUGCAUGGUUUCCCAAGUCGUAGAGGGAGGACCACACAAUAUAUCAUAGCGUGACUUCAAUUUUACUUCGAUAUUAUGGUUAUUAUAUCAAUAUUUGCUCAUAAAGGCGUUUCCCCCGCAGUUGGUUGCAUAAUUAGUUUAACCGAUAGCAAAAGAUCUCCGCAUUUCGAACGAACAAACAUAGUCGCAGCCGUCAUGUUUUUUAGAUUUUUUUUUUUUUACAUAUGGGAUGACUUCACUCGCAUAAAAACUGGAUGGAUAAGUGGUUAUUGAGCCGAUAUUGGACAAAUAACUUUCUCUCCUGUCACACUUGACAUCGAUCUGUGUCUGACUGUGUCCAUGAUGCGCUGCCUCGUUCAGAAGAAAACAUACCUCGUCAUUUUAUCUCCACUGCUACUGUUCGCCCUCCUCCGCUACUGGACUCGAAGGGCCACCACCACUGUUGACGUGGGACCAGGCCAGAGCUACAAGGCACAGAAGGUUCUGAAGGAGAGGCUGCAAAAUGUCCAGAAUAGUUAUGACAAUAUCCCAUAUGUCCUGAAGGAAAGUGUGGCAGGGCGUCUGGCACUGAACGUGUGUGUGUGUGAGGCAGAUAAGAAGCCUGCCAUCGACCUGCCUUUUGCCCAAGUGCUGUUCCCCCGUGUCUGGGCCCAGGAUGACUUCCACACAGCCUUCCAGGAGGCAGAGCUGGCUGAGGUGAAAAGUCGCAGGCAGCAGGAGUACAACAGCUUCCAGCAGAGGUACCAGACUCCCGCAGACCUCCUUGUUAUAGCAGAAGCCAACAGUCCCCUACAGUACCCUACCCAGGGGGUGGAGGUUCGCCCUCUCAAGACUAUCGUUAUCCCUGGGUUGGGUCUGAAAGAAAAGCAUAGACAACUUCAUACAGUGAAUCUGACUGCUACCCUGGGGACAUUUGAUGUGUUAGCCACCGUAGACGGGGUCUCCAUUAGAGGACAGGGAGUGAUGCACAUGACUUUGUCCAGUAGACUCCUCUCCACUCUGAACAGACAGCUACAGUUUGUCACCUACACCAACACCUUGUUCCACCCUAGGACGGCUGACACAGUGCAGUUUGAGACUGAUGGACACCAGUCCGUUUUUACCAUAAAGGUUGGACAUGCUGUUAUUCCCAAGCUCUAUCACUCAGGUUACACUGGAGAAUACAACAUAAGCUCACUUGUCACCAUAGCUACCAAGACAUUUCUGCGUUAUGACAAACUGCAGGAUCUGAUUGACAGCAUACGGGAGUUCUAUCCCACUGUCGCCAUAGUGAUAGCAGAUGACAACGAGCACCCCCAGCCCGUGAUGGGUCCACACAUUGAACAUUACAUUAUGCCAUUUGGGAAGGGUUGGUUUGCAGGGAGGAAUCUGGCUGUCUCUCAGGUGACCACCAAGUAUGUGCUGUGGGUGGACGACGACUUCCUCUUCACCUCCAACACCAGGCUGGAGAAUAUGGUGGAGAUCCUGGAGAAGACCACCCUGGACAUGGUGGGUGGUGCUGUGAGAGAAGCUACAGGCUACACUGCUACUUACCGCCACACCAUCUCAGUGGAGGAAGGGGGUGAGGAGGGGGACUGUAUACACAUCAGAAAUGGAUACCAUCAUGUCAUUGAGGGCUUUCCUAACUGUGUCCUAGCCGACGCUGUUAUCAACUUCUUCAUGGGGAGGACAGACAAGAUGCAGCAAGUGGGAUUCGAUCCUCGUCUGAACCGUGUGGCUCAUCUAGAGUUCUUCAUCGACGGGCUUGGGAUCCUCCACAUAGCUUCCUGUGAUGACAUCAUCAUAAACCAUGCAUCUAAGAUCAAGUUGCCAUGGGGCAAGUCGCACAGUGAGAAGGCCUACGCCAAGUUCCGCUACUCCUCAUCGGAUGCUGUCCAAAUCAAAAAUGCCCUUUUUUACUUCAAGAACAGACUCAAAUGCAUGUCUAGUAACUGAAACAGGUUCUACAAGCUAUCACUGAGCAGCCAUUUUUUUGUCAUCACCAGAGGUGUCAUGCCCAUAGGGGGCAUAGGGACAUGUUCCCCCCUCAGAUUAUAUUUUGUGUAUGUAAUUGUUGUUUCUCUGUAAUACUACUGGCCACCAAUGAUUUUUAUGAGGUUGGCUUUAGCUAAUUCAGAUUGGGAACCUCUCCCCCAACCUCUCCCCCAACCUCAUAACUAGCUAACAACAAGAAGCCAUUUCAAUCAAGCUAGAGUAGCUGGCAUGCCUGCUGACAAGGUUCGUAUACUUUAGAAAAGAACGCAAUAACUAAAUGCACUGAAUAAGACUCAUAUUCCUUUCAAUCUUUUACCCGGGUUUUAGCAGAGAUUCAGAGAAUAAUAUGUAUCACCAGGAUACAGAGGCUCAAGAGGGUAACCAGUAAAAUAUACAUAUUUUUUAGAUAUAUGAAGCGUAAUGAUUAUAGAUGGCAGGAAAAAGCUGUUUUGGGUUUUAAGAACAAAUGUAAAAUCUCCAACUCCCGGACGAGGGACAUAAACCCUCCCCCAGCCAUCCUCAUGUACUUUGUGCCCCCUCUGAUUUUUGGUCACAGCAUUUGUUGUGGACACAGUGAAUGUGUGGAAACAAACAUUGAAAGUGAAGAACCAAGCCAAUGAGCAUCUCCUUUGUCAGGCUUUGGUCAAGGUGUGUUUCCACCAUAGAGAAUGAUAGAGACGUGAUCUUUCUAUGUGUCCUAUUAUGACAUCUGUGAGCACACGGGCAGCACCAUUGAGGCAAAAACAUUUAUUUAUAUAUUUUUUGGUCCUUAUGAAACUGGUAUGCUUUUUUACUUAUUUUCUUUAACCAAAUUUGGUCUUUAAUGUAGGGACGACCGACAAGUUCCUUACUUUUUCCCCCUUCCACUUGCCUCUUCCAUUUUUUUGCAGUAAUGCUGCAAUUAGUUGGUUGUAAUUUUGGGUUGAGCAGACAUAUUUUUGUUAGCUGCAUGUGUGACAACUCCACCAGUCCUAUUUAUGAUAUAAUUGACAAAGAUUAUACCUUUUUAUUUUAUCAAUAUAUUUUUUUUAUUUUUUUUGAGCAAUUAGUAUAUUUGAGUUUAACCAAUAUUGGUUGUAUUAUUUGUUCUGUCUUUUCUGGUGGACUAAACUGAAAUUGCAACCAACUUUCUAUGGCUUGUUUUAAAAAGAACAAUAUUUUGAAGAUUAUAUGAUAUUCAAAUAACCGAAAGUGAGAGGUGGUAAUCUGAAUAAAGGGAAAAGGUCCAUUCUUGAACAUGGGGUGAGACAUUCUUACUAAUUUGCUAGCGAACCAGUUCGGAUUUAAGUAUAACUUUUGUAUGACUGACGCAUUUAGUGAGAGGUCUAAUGCUUUAAAAUGAACCAUUUCUGCCCUCCGAAUUCAUUUUCAUUAUAUAAAUAGGCUAUUUUCAUUGUGUCUGGCUUGCCAUUCCAAAUAAAAUGUCAUAUUUUUUGCUUAUAUCAUCUAAAAAAAACAGGUCGCUAGGUGUAGACAAGACCAUAAGCAAAUAGGCAAACUGGGAUAUGUUUUUAAGUUUUACAUUUUCUUAUUUUACUACUUCUGUUGGCAAACAGAACAGAACUAACAGUGGUGUAAAGUACUUAAGUAAAAAUACUUUAAAGUACUACUUAAGUAGUUUUUUGGUGUAUCUGUACUUUACUAAUUAUAUUUUUGACUACAUUCGUUAAGAAAAUAUUUUACUUUUUACUCCAUACAUUUUCCCUCCUGGUGACCUGGGUGUAAUUAUGAGAGCAUUCCUUAACCCUUUAGAAGUCCCACCUAGUUGACUGCUUUUAAAAUGGCGGAAGCACUCAAGGGCAAAGUCCAUGCCAAAACAGGUUUUAUCAAUCUAGAGUCCUCUAACUAACUAUGGUAUUAACAGACUGUGCCAAAGUGUGAGUCAUGCCAUAGUACUGAAGUGUAAGGUCUUCUCCCUCCUGAUUACUUUAAUUACCUGACUUAAACCCUCUUGCUCUUUGAGGAGCAUAUGAUAUCCUCCCACUCUACUACUCUGGACAAAGUUAUCACUGUUCAAUGUUUACGUGGCAAACCUGUCUAUCAUGGGGUUUGCCAAAUUAAUGGGGCGGCAGGUAGCCUAGUGGUUAGAGUCUAGUGUUUAGAGCGUCGGACCAGUAACUGAAAAGGUUGCUAGAUUGGCGGCAAAGUAAAAAGAAAACUGUCGUUCUGCCCCCGAACAAGGCAGUUAACCCACUGUUCCUAGGCCAUCAUUGUAAAUAAGAAUUUGUUCUUAACUGACUUCCCUAGUUUAAUAAAACAUCAUGGUCUGUUAAUGGCUCCCUAUAUAGUGCACUGCUUUUGUAUAGGAAAUACUGUGCUAUUUGGGACACAUCCAUGGUCUGAGAUCACAAUAUGAACUUUACUUUAUGGAGACUGACAUUCUGAAUAUUGUCCUGAAUUCACGCCAUCCAAACAUCUUUUCAUCUAGCUGCAGCUCUUCCAACCAAUCAAAGACUUACUUCCUUUGAAAUGAAAUGUAGGUUUACCUAUAAUAUGCUUUUCUAUUUUUGCACUCUUCAUGAAAAGCAUUUUGAUUGAUGAAUUUCAUUAACUUGCUGUCUUUUUUUUAUACAAAGAACUGUAAUGAUAUGUUUUGUAUUGCAUAAUCAUGGACACCUACCAGAGCAUGAUGUCCUGACAAUGUAAUAAUGAUAAAGCCAGGCAGGUCACCCAUGAUACAAGUAUUCAACGUGAUAUAGAUUAAUGUAUUCUCUUCAUGAUGAAUUCAAGCAGUCAUACUUUUUGUAUUAUUUUGCAUGAAUGUUAGUGAGACUGUGUGAUAUCUCGUUACAUGCUGCCAUUAUACUAUUUACUAUUUACUAUAUAUAUAUAUUUGCCGUUAUACUAUUUACUAUAUAUACUAUUUGACCACAAGGUGGAACCAGAGACCUGAAUAAUGAUUGUCUAUAGAAAUCUAGUACUGUUUUGUCCCUAAUGUCAAGUUCAGUUUUCUACAGUUAAAUUAUGAUUAUGAAAAUGUAUUCUUUUUAUUAUUAAAAUGUAAUGGUUAAGUUUA
Messenger RNA from Oncorhynchus nerka (sockeye salmon), 5354 nucleotides. Its product is annotated as beta-1,4 N-acetylgalactosaminyltransferase 1-like. Gene Ontology annotation, molecular function: acetylgalactosaminyltransferase activity. Gene Ontology annotation, biological process: ganglioside biosynthetic process. Lineage: Eukaryota; Metazoa; Chordata; Actinopteri; Salmoniformes; Salmonidae. The coding region runs from base 704 to 2299 and encodes 531 amino acids. The record is from RefSeq and is a predicted model, not a curated record. The transcript is spliced from 11 exons. Gene Ontology annotation, cellular component: Golgi membrane.